This is a messenger RNA of Nelumbo nucifera (sacred lotus), 1671 nucleotides long. NCBI's taxonomy places the organism in Eukaryota, Viridiplantae, Streptophyta, Magnoliopsida, Proteales, Nelumbonaceae. The record is from RefSeq and is a predicted model, not a curated record.
GGGGGAAUGGCAAGAGAAAAAUAUUGAGAUGAUCCGUGGGCGUCUUGACGUGAGGCCAGGACAAGCAUCGUUCUCGUUUCAGCACGUGUGAUGUGUAAAAUGGGCGAAAUAGCGGCAUACUCUCCGGUAUGUAUGUGUUCGGUUUAAAGUUAAACCGUGCUACGAUGCUAGUCGACGGGCUGAUGAAGCCGGACUGAGUCGACUGACAGCCGGAAGAAGAAAAGAAAAGGAGAAUCUGCGAAAAGACAAUUUCUAGGACGCGAUAACUCGUAAGGGCAUGAUUAUGACAUCGGUUCGGAAGAACUUUGAAUCUUUCAGAAUCCCUGAAUUUGAAUUUUGAUGAAUACCAGUUUGAUCGGUUGCCACAUAUGAUACCGGUUGAUCACUUGAUUGGUCAUUAGUUUUUUCAGGUAUCAUGCCGUUUUUCUCUUCUCUGUAGCGUAUGGUUGCCGCUACUCUGCGCCUCCCUCUGCUUUUGCGAAAAUAGUCGCCUAAUCAGUAGCCUUCACCUUCGUUACUCUCUCCUUGUCGGCGCUCUCCCUGCUUACACGAAAACUCCCUCCCCUUCUGUCAACCGAACCCUAGGCUCUUGCUCUUCACGGACGAUUCUCUUUUCUUCAUAAUGGAGCGAUUGUGGACCAGUGGCGGGACCGAACAGAACAAAGCAUUGGUAGAGCAGUUGCAGCACUAUGGAGUAAUUAGAUCAACCAAGGUAGCCGAAGUGAUGGAGAAAAUUGAUAGGGGAUCAUUUGUACCUGAUGGGAACCCUCCUUAUGUCGACAGCCCCAUGCAGAUCGGUUACAACGCCACUAUAUCUGCUCCCCAUAUGCAUGCUACAUGCCUUGAACUCUUGAAGGAGAAUUUGCAGCCGGGCAUGCAUGUAUUAGAUGUUGGUUCAGGGACGGGCUAUUUGACAGCAUGUUUUGCAUUGAUGGUUGGACCACAAGGUCGUGUAGUUGGUAUAGAACACAUUCCUGAGUUGGGAGCAUCUUCCAUUGAGAACAUCCAAAAGACCCCAGCAGCUUCAUUGUUGAAAGAGGGUUCACUCUCUAUACAUGUGGGAGAUGGGAGGCUAGGUUGGCCAGAGUCUUCACCCUAUGAUGCUAUCCAUGUCGGAGCGGCAGCAACAGAAAUACCCCAACCACUUAUAGACCAGCUAAAGCCUGGAGGCAGAAUGGUAAUUCCUGUUGGGAACAUUUUCCAGGAUUUGGAGGUAGUAGACAAGAAUCUGGAUGGUUCCAUUAGCAUCCAUAGUGAAACUUCUGUCCGUUAUGUUCCACUGACAAGUCGGGAUGCCCAGUUACGAGGUUAUUGAUGGAGGCAACUUAUUUGUUACAUGGUGACAUGCAGUUCUAAAUGAUGUCUUCUUAUGGUGACUUCAGUAUUGCUGAGAUUUCAGUAGCCUUUGUAUAGUUAAGGAUGUCUUAAACUGGAACCAUUUCUUACCUUGGAGAAUUGGUAUGCAUGUUCUCCUUGUGCUUAUCCUGUUUAACUUCUCUUGGCAAAAAGGAAGACAUUCCUAUAUGCAUCUAUUUGGGCAAUUGGGCCCAGAGGCCCAAAAAUACUGUGUAAGUUCAUUGAUUGUAAUUUCCUAUAUUCACCAUCUCCUGUGCAGUGUUGAAAAUCAUCACUGAAGUCUUUGUAAUUUAAGACAGUUUAAAACUUUGACCA